AAAAAAUGGAGGAAGACAGAAUCAACCAAUUGCCGGAUGAAAUUCUUGUGCAUAUCCUCUCCUUUAUCGACAGCUAUGAAGCCUUUGAAACAACCUUUCUCUCCAAGAGAUGGAAAAACCUGUGGCGCUCCCUCCCCUCCCUCCGCCUCCACCUCAGCAGCGCCGCCUCCUCCGACUUCGUCUCCCACUUCCUCUCCCACCGCGACGCCACAGCCCCCGUCCACAGCCUCAACCUCUCACUCGACGACAAAUUUAAUCUCAAACUCGUGAAUAAAUGCGUGCUCUACGCCAUCAAUCACGGCGUUCAAUCCCUCCGCCUCCGCGCCUACAAUACUCAUCUGAGGCUUCCCGCCGCGCUUUUCACCUCCACGACGCUUUGCGAGCUCGAGCUCAAGCUGUUUAACAACAACGUGACUCGUGCACCCGGGCGGCUUCUUUUACCGAAUUUGAAAACCCUUUUUCUCGAAGCCCAUUCGACCUUCGAUGAUGACACCGGGAUGGAGACGUUUGCCGGCCUCCCGGGGCUCGAGAAGCUUACUCUGCGCGGUCGUCCGUUUACUAGCCUUGUUUUAAAGGCUCCGAAGCUUAGAGUCCUUGAAAUCCUUCAAUAUUCGCGUAGUAUGGAGGAGAUUUCUGCUCCGUUGCUUACCUCGUUUCGAUUCGAGGGUUUUUCACCUUUGGAAUGUUCGAUGAUGAAUCUCCCAAUGUUGGAACAAGUCUAUGUAGACAUUUAUAAUAUUGGAUACAAUGUGAAAAAGUUGCAUCGGAUGCUCCACCAACUUGGAAAUGCUACCAAUGUUUCAUUGACUUUAGACACUCUCAAGGUUCUUGAACUGGAUGAUGGUCCAAUCGAGCAAAGUCCUCCUCCAUUCCCGAACCUCAAAUGUCUCAAGGUGAUGAAAGGACAUUACAAAAUUCGUACAGUGCUUCAGAGUGUAAUGAACUAUUUGACAAUCGGGACUUUGUAUUUUGAGAAGGUGGAGUUUCCUGAUGGUGUGACUGUGGUUGAAAAGAAUAUGUGACAACGAAGAUUAUAAAGUGAUGAUGGAUCUUUUUGACUGGAAGGUGAAAGAAAAACCAUAUCUAUACACCAUUUACUAUAUUAGUCUCUUGUCUAUUUUUUUCAUUGACCUUGUGCUAGAAAAUAUUUAUGACUUACUACUAUCUUUUAUCUCGUUGGCGUUUUUAUAUUUCUUUGUUUCAUUCUUUCUAUUUUGUUAAGGUGAAAAUGGUUGAGGCUAUUCCUAAGGUGUCAAGUUGUGAACUCAGUAAAUCCGUUGAAAAUUCUAUAAUUGAUGUGAAUAUGUAUAAAAGCAUGGUUGGAUCCCUCCAAUAUAAAUU
Molecule: messenger RNA, 1341 nt
Organism: Salvia hispanica
Lineage: Eukaryota; Viridiplantae; Streptophyta; Magnoliopsida; Lamiales; Lamiaceae
Product: putative F-box/LRR-repeat protein At3g42770
Molecular function (GO): protein binding
Source: RefSeq, a predicted model, not a curated record